This is a messenger RNA of Carya illinoinensis, 1120 nucleotides long. RefSeq lists its product as uncharacterized. Bases 41 to 901 code for a protein of 286 amino acids. The transcript has a single exon. Lineage: Eukaryota; Viridiplantae; Streptophyta; Magnoliopsida; Fagales; Juglandaceae. The record is from RefSeq and is a predicted model, not a curated record.
UCUUUCCAACCACUUGUUCGUUACCCCUGACCACCACAAAAUGGCAAAGCUCGCCUUCACUUUUACGGUAACCUUCUUCUUGUUCGCCCUCUGUUAUGCCCGAAUUCCGACAGGUAUCGUGGAGAACGACGUCGCUGGGGAUGAGCAGCUGGAAACUACUACCACUUCCCCCGCAACCGUCACCAAAAAGACCGGAACCACCAUCCUCCUCCCCAGCGAGAAACUCGAGCCCGAAUUCUCCACCAUGGUCUCUGUUCCCGAGGAAACCGAUUCGAAUCUGCCGGAAUCCAACUCUAAUUCAAUCCCGUUGACGAUGAUCAGCAUCCGUCCGAUUGACCGCCACUUCCCCAGGCAUCCGUUCCCGUUAAUGUUCCGUCACGGACACCGUUGCCGCCACCACCGCCAGCCGCGCCACGACCAACAAAGCCAAGGCCACGAGUUCAAGCCGUGGGGCCCGCGCUUCCCUGACCGCGAGGUUCCUUACGGUGACGAUAUGAUAGUGGCCGACGAGAAGGAUUCGGGUUCGAAUCCGGAGUCUCGGGGCGUGGUGCGUCAGAUCCCGGGCAAAUGGGUCGAGUUCAGUCACCAGGGGCCCAGGUUUCACCACGGUGACGUGGAGGCAAGGGAGGAGGACAUCAACGAUAAGGAUUCGGGUUCGGAUCCGGAAUCUCGUGGCGUGGUGCGUCAGAUCCCGGGGAGGUGGGUCAAAUUCAGCCACGAGGGCCACAGGUUUCACCACGGGCACGAUGACGUGGAGGGAAGGGAGCACAUGAUGAAGAAGAAGAGGCAUCACCGACACGGGGAGCGAGAAGGUUGGCAGCACGAGCACGAGCACGAGCACGAGGACGAGGACGAGGACGGGUUUAUGAAGAGGGUCCGCAAGUUUUUGGAUUUGUUUUGAAGCUGUGCGUUGACUCCGGCUGGUUUAUGAAGCGCUUAUACAUGUAGCUUUUUUCUGGUUCUUUUCUUUCUUUGAUGCUCUAUGUAUCCAUAUAUCAUUCGGGCGCUUUAUCUUUGUAAAUAAUCUUGCAUCCGUGAGAGAUGUUAGAAGUAUUAUAUGUAUAAUUAAGUCUAUAUUUGCUAUGAAAUGGAUACUAUGCUUUUUCUUUUGGGUUUUUAA